AGUAGGAUGCUGAAUUUUAAACUUCUUAGCUUUUCCAAAUCUUUCCAGCUAUAUAAAGUGGAGCAUUCUUCAGAUAGUGUACAUCGUUUGUUCAGCUUCCAUCGGAACGGUGAAUCUUCAAGAGUUCGAGGAGUGCGUUGAUGUUAUAGUAGAUAGAAUAGAUUUACGGCUCAAGUGUGUUCAAAAUGAAGUGCUUGAUUGUGUUUUCGCUGCUCUGCGUGGGCUAUGCUCUGGCGCAGAAUUUCAACGAUGGAAGAUAUUAUCCGGAACUGUAUUCGAACAAAUUCGAUGAUGGAAAGUAUCGCGCUGAUAACAGUGGUGCUUACCAACCUUGGAAAGAAGGACAACCAGGUGGACCAGGUGGACGAGGAUCAGGAUCCAAUUUCGGUGGCCUGGGAGGUUCCAGCGGCUUCACCCCAACAUUCUCUCCCCCAAGCAAUGUGUUUAGCGACUCGGGACCUAGUUCUGGAAAUAGCAAUGCCUUCGGAAGCGGUGGUAGCAACUUUGGACCUGGACCUAGUUCUGGAAAUAGCAAUGCCUUCGGAAGCGGUGGUAGCAACUUUGGACCUGGAAGCGGAAGCCGUUUUGGAGGCAACAGUGGAUUCAGCAGUGGAGGCUCUGGAGGCUCUGGAGGCGCCGGUUCGGGAAGUAGAACCAUUUUCGACAGCCGAGAGUUCAACGAAAAUGGAUACAACUACAAAUUCAAAACCGAUAACGAAAUCGACGUAGAACAGACGGGUGUCUUUGAAAGCAACAAACCUGAGACCCCACUCCGGGUGAAUGGUUACUACGAGUUCGUCGCCGAUGACGGCGUCAGAUACCGUGUGGAUUACUUAGCCGAUGAGAAUGGAUUCUAUGCAGCGGGUGAUCAUCUUCCGCAGCCAAACCCGAUUCCACCACAAAUCCUGCAGACGUUGAGAAAGCUGAAUGGUAAAAAUUAGACAGCAGUAAUUUCACGUUAAGUAUAGCACCUGCAACCAAACUGUGUUCCUAAUUGCUAAGUGCAACGAACGAGUAACAGAAAAACGAGUCUAAUUUCUCACGCAUAAUUUACGUGCCAUUCGGGAUAUUCAAGCAAUAAAGUACAUUUAUGAAUAGGAA
Messenger RNA from Wyeomyia smithii (pitcher-plant mosquito), 1101 nucleotides. Its product is annotated as pupal cuticle protein 20-like. Lineage: Eukaryota; Metazoa; Arthropoda; Insecta; Diptera; Culicidae. Gene Ontology annotation, molecular function: structural constituent of chitin-based larval cuticle. The record is from RefSeq and is a predicted model, not a curated record. Gene Ontology annotation, cellular component: chitin-based extracellular matrix. The transcript has 7 exons. The coding region runs from base 186 to 941 and encodes 251 amino acids.